CUCGGAGCAUCCGACCCCGACCGCGUGUCGCUUUAAGAACUCUACGUUGAGAAUCACGUGUGUCGUUGUAGGUCGAGAAGUUUGACAGAAGUUUGGAAAAAACCGCAAUCUCUAACGCAACUAGUUAAUUAUUAGCUUAAAGAACAUCCCUAGUGAGUUGGGGCCGAAAUCUUCGCCCAUAAAGUAUAUUCUGUUCGCUUUCACACAAGAUCGCUCUUUGGUGUAGUAUUCAGUAGUAUUUUCAGCAUAGACCACGGAGGCAAUGGAGGGAGUAGCUCAGAAAAUAACGUCUGGAUUCCGUCUCGACCUCGGACCUUUGAAGGAGCCAUUGGGAUUUAUUCGAGUUCUUGAAUGGAUCUUCUCCAUAUUCGCCUUCGCCACCGCCGGGGGCUACUCCGGGUCCACCAGCAUAAACGUGAAGUGCCUGGGUAGCCCCGACCACAAGGAGGUCACCGCCUACUUCGCCUACCCUUUCAGGCUGCCCAGCUACCCGUACCAGGUCCCCAGCUGCAAGAACGACAGCGGCGCCAGCACCGUGGAGACCUUCCUGACCGGGGACUUCUCCUCCUCGGCCGAGUUCUUCGUCUGCAUCGGCGUCUUCGGCUUCCUGUACUGCACCGCCACGCUGGUGAUCUACCUGGGCUACCAACAGCUGUACCGGGAGAACAGCCGGGGCCCCACCCUGGACCUGGCGCUGACGGGGGCCUUCGCCUUCCUGUGGCUGGUGUCCAGCUCGGCCUGGGGGAAGGGCCUGACGGAUAUCAAAUGGUUCACUAGCCCCUCCACCCUGGUGGGCCUCAUCGAUACCUGCCUGACCAACAGCUGCACCCCAGGGGCGGUCCCCUUUAUGGGCCGCCUCAACGCCUCAGUGAUUUUUGGAUUUCUGAACCUCAUCCUGUGGGGCGGAAACUGCUGGUUCAUUUUCAAGGAGACCCCCUUCCACAAGCCUGCCAACCCCCCGGCAACAGCCGAGGAAAGUGCCACUCAGUCUUAAUUGGACUGCGCUAGCCCCUCCCCCCCUCCUCUCAGGCCAAUCAAAGUAUCGCAGGAGUCCGAUUAUGUGGAGUCCGUUUCCUCUGACCUUACGGGGACGGAAGCAUCCGGAAGGGUUUUUACACCGUGCCUACAGUGACCAGGUUUACAUGCAGAGCGGCGGUCUGUCGUCAGGCAGAAUGUUCACAGAAUUCUGAAUAUAAAAAGACAUAUUCUGAAACUCUGUAUUCUGAUUAAUGCAAGGCGGGGAGAUUGGGAUGUUGCUUAUGUUAAAUAGUCCGGCUUGUGCAUAUGACUGAAAAUGGUGGUAUUCAGAAUUCUGUGCGUAUUCAGAAUGACUGUCCUGUGGUGUGUGUGUGUGUGUCCUCAUCACAACCAGUUUAGUAUAAUUCUACAUGAUGCUAGUAGCCGGCAAGCAAAAUACAUUGAAUUGCUAUUGUAACAUUUGGAAGGUUGGUGGCACAAAAAUAACACAAAAUUCUGAAUGGAGGAGGUGAACGGGCGAGCGAGUGUGUGUCACGUGAUCGAUGCAGUCCUCGAAUCAGCGCUCGAACGCAUUCGGAAUGCCGGUUGAGCAUCACGCUUUGCUACGGUCUAGCUGCUAUUCAAAUUGCAAAUCUUAGCAUUAGCAUUUCAGCCUUCCACAGUGUCUAACGCGGUUGUAGCGCUGUACAUGGAGAGCACACGUUGUCUCCAUCCCGAACACGUGCAUGUGCCCGCUACGUGCGUGUAAGCAGCCAACGUGGAAUUCUGUCGGAUUUCACAUAAUUCAGAAUCCUCUGGCACUCUGGAUGUGCGUGUGUGUGUUUGUGUAUGCGUGCAUCCGUAUGUGUGUAAACGUGGUCAUUGUGAACUCCUUACUAUGCAAAACGUGUGUUUUUGUUUUCAUACAGAAUAUCAGAUCCUUUAAAAAAAAGAAAUUUAAAUCUUAUUAAUUCAAAAAAGACCAAAAUCGAUUGAGAAAAAUACAAACUUUGUCAGGCACCAUUUCUGACGGAGUGAGCGCAUUUAAAUCAGGUCACCACAGUAGAAUUACAGUAAGCUCUAGUUAACAUUGGCCCAAGCUGUGUAAUGCACUGGUAAUACUGGUACUGUGUGCUCGUUUUGACGCUCUUCCUUACUGCUUCCUUCCUUGGAAAGCGUGCCAAGGUUACAGAAACGUUACAUUUCUCACCAGCUAAUAAGCAACGGAUCCAAACGCACCGCCGCUCUUCAGACACAACUUCUAACCCUCCUGGUUUGGGCUAUUUAUGAAAACUUUUUUUUCGGAAAUUAAACUUUUUUGGAAUACCAUUUUUACGUUCAUACGCGGUUAGGUCAGUGCAUUCUACAGGUCAUUUUCUCACCGAAAGCCCGGGACUGCCGUGCGUUUGCCGCAGGAACCGGUUGUGCUUCUGAGUUCGUUUAGCCACAUUUGUAAUUUUCUUGCAUCGGUUGUACCAGCCCGUGCCUCGCGUUUGCGGUGACGUGUCUAGAGUUGCGCCGGUGGGUGGAUGUGGAGUUCGUUACCCUGUUUUCAAGCUCAACAGAUGGAAAUUAGUGAAAGUACCGGAAGGUCGGUAUCCAGUGUUGUCAAAUUAACCUGACCAUGUGAAGGUUUUUUUUAUUUUCUUAUUUAAUUGUUUUGCAUCCUGCAUGGUUUUCUAUUUGUAACGAUAACAUGUGCCUUAAAUUAACAAAGCAAACCUUUAAUGGAAUACACCAGCCCAUAAACACUUAACGAGUGCCCUGUAGGUAAAAUUAACCGGUAUUAACGACUUUGCGCUUGUUGUAGUAACGUGCCAUUCAGUUAGGGUACUGAAACAUGAGAACAGCCUGAAGAAGUGUUUGAUACCAGCGGUCACUACUACUACCUCUGUACUGAAAGGGAAAGCAGAAUGUGUGCUCAUUAUUGUCCUCAUCAUAAUACAUUUCAUCGCCAUUAUUGCUUCGGUUUGCCCCCCCCCCCCGCACUUGUUUCAGUUCAUUCAUUUUUAAGUUGAAUGCUAACAGAAAAUGGAAAUCACAAGUCUGUCAUGUUCCUUGUUACAGAGGUUUUUUUUUCUUUGGAAUGUGACAGUGAGUUUUAUCUUUGUAUCUGUUUUCCAUAGUGAGCAGAAAGUAAAUAAGAGACCUUGAAUGAUCUGUACAUAUUCUGUAUUGUAAAAUAUUAAAAGAGGAGAGCUGGUAAUAUUAAAACGUGUGCUUUCUCUGUG
Messenger RNA from Anguilla rostrata (American eel), 3188 nucleotides. Its product is annotated as synaptophysin-like protein 2. The coding region runs from base 263 to 994 and encodes 243 amino acids. The record is from RefSeq and is a predicted model, not a curated record. NCBI's taxonomy places the organism in Eukaryota, Metazoa, Chordata, Actinopteri, Anguilliformes, Anguillidae. The transcript has 6 exons. Gene Ontology annotation, cellular component: synaptic vesicle; synaptic vesicle membrane.